Molecule: messenger RNA, 3893 nt
Organism: Suricata suricatta (meerkat)
Lineage: Eukaryota; Metazoa; Chordata; Mammalia; Carnivora; Herpestidae
Gene: SGMS1
Product: sphingomyelin synthase 1
Exons: 10
Coding region: 1085-2326 (413 amino acids)
Biological process (GO): sphingomyelin biosynthetic process; ceramide biosynthetic process
Cellular component (GO): endoplasmic reticulum membrane; Golgi membrane
Molecular function (GO): sphingomyelin synthase activity; ceramide cholinephosphotransferase activity
Source: RefSeq, a predicted model, not a curated record
ACCGUGUGAGGCGAAUCCCGCGCCGGGACAGGAAACAUAGCCGUUGUCUCGGGAGGCAGCUGUGCUCUGAGAGCCCAGAGACCGUCCUCGCCCUUUCUGGCUGCCCGGCUGAAGCACCAGGGCGGGAGAAACGGGCCGGAAACUUGUGCCACAGGAGGUCGAGAGGCAAACGGAAAUGGCGCCCUGCCUCCCUCACGGGGUCUCGUGCGGCCAGGCCCCAGUGACGUGCCCAUCCUGGGACUCAGGGAAGCCUCUUCUCUAGAGUAUCUUCUAAGGAAAUGAGUAGAGCUGCGUCCAGAGGUGUCGCUCUGAGGAUGCUUUGUGAAGGAACCUUGUUUGAAACUGAGCACUGGAAGUGACCAAGAUGGCCCCCGCAGGAGGGUGGGCAAACAGGUCACAAUCAUCUCUAUGACAGAAUGUGGCAUCACCACGGCAGCGAUGUUGAAGAAGAGGAUUGACCUGGUGGGACAAGGUGUAUGAAGAACAGCCUGUACAGAACAGACGGGAACGUAUGUCACAUUGCAGAGCUGCAGGGACUGGAGAGCUGUGGACCUUCUGGAUCCCAGGGCUGUGAAGCCGGAGCCUAGCCGAGGGCAUACCAAGGACAGCGCAUUGGAAAGAAGACUGAUGUAGAAAAAUACCAGCAUGAUUCAGGCCUGGAAACCGAGGCUCGGAAGGAUUCGGUAGCCCGGCAAAGAGCACCUGGCGGGCGCACGUUAGGAGCGGAGUUCCAGCCUGUUGGUCAAGCCUGUGUCAACCCCUUCUCCACUGUCCCUGGUUUUGAGAGUCUUCGUGCCAAGUGACCAGCCUAGAGAGUCUUGCUAGCUGGUGAUGGGAAUGCACUGGCACGAGGGAGACGCGGGUACAUUCUAGGAAGCCAAGAUGACAAGAAUUUUCUUAAAUAAUCAAAGGAAGACCCCUGGUGCACCAUGAGGUGAGCGCGCUCGGGCGCCCAGAGCCCUGGAGAGCUGCGUGCGGGCUGCGGGAGCGGCCCCGCGAGCAUCUGGCCUCGCACAUCCCUGGCAUGAGGCCGGGCAGCAUGGGCGCACCGCCGCGGGACUGCUGACCCCCGCCUGCCGGGACCAUGAAGGAGGUGGCAUACUGGUCCCCCAAGAAGGUGGCAGAGUGGCUGCUGGAGCACGCAAUGCCCGAGUACUGUGAGCCCCUGGAGCACUUCACGGGCCGGGACCUGAUCGGCCUGACCCGGGAGGACUUCACGCGGCCGCCCCUGUGCCGCGUGUCGGCCGACAGUGGGCAGCGGCUCCUGGACAUGAUCGAGACCCUGAAAGUGGAGCAGCACAUGGAGGCGCACAAGAACGGCCACGCCAACGGGCACCUGGGCACAGGUGCGGCUGGCCCCGGCCCCACCGGCAGCUUCAGCCUCCAGGCCAAGCCCAAUGGGGUACCCAAUGGGUACAGGAAGGAGAUGAUCAAGAUCCCCAUGCCGGAGCCGGAGCGCUCCCAGUACCCCAUGGAGUGGGGCAAGACCUGCCUGGCCUUCCUGUAUGCACUCUCCUGCUUUGUCCUCACCACGGUGAUGAUCUCGGUCGUCCACGAGCGAGUACCUCCCAAGGAGGUGCAGCCCCCGCUACCGGACACGUUUUUUGACCAUUUUAACCGUGUGCAGUGGGCCUUUUCUAUCUGUGAGAUUAACGGCAUGAUCCUCGUAGGACUCUGGUUAAUUCAGUGGCUGCUUUUAAAAUACAAGUCUAUUAUUAGCAGAAGAUUCUUCUGCAUCGUCGGCACACUGUACCUCUAUCGGUGUAUCACGAUGUACGUCACCACACUCCCAGUGCCCGGCAUGCAUUUCAACUGCUCUCCGAAGCUUUUUGGAGACUGGGAAGCCCAGGUGCGGAGGAUAAUGAAGCUCAUUGCAGGUGGUGGCCUGUCCAUCACCGGCUCUCACCACCUGUGCGGGGACUACCUGUACAGUGGCCACACAGUCAUGCUCACGCUCACCUACCUAUUUAUCAAAGAGUACUCCCCUCGGCGGCUGUGGUGGUACCACUGGGUGUGCUGGCUCCUCAGCGUGGCGGGGGUCUUCUGCAUCCUCCUGGCACAUGACCACUACACCGUGGACGUGGUGGUGGCCUACUACGUCACCACAAGGCUCUUCUGGUGGUAUCACACCAUGGCCAAUCAGCAAGUGCUCAAAGAAGCUUCCCAGACGAACCUCCUGGCCCGGGUGUGGUGGUACAGGCCCUUCCAGUACUUCGAGAAGAACGUGCAGGGGAUCGUGCCUCGCUCCUACCACUGGCCCUUCCCCUGGCCUGCGCUCCACCUCAGCAGGCAAGUGAGGUACAGCCGCUUGGUGAGCGACACGUAGCGGCAGCACCACGUGGGGCACGAGGACGCCCUCCAAGUGCGGAGACCUCCAAGGGGAGCAGACGCUGUCAACAGACAUCUCCCGACCCUGUUACCUUUCCGCCGUUCCCUUGACUUAACCUAUUGAGUUACCUGGUCAGCACUGUGAUCUUUCUUUCUCUCCAAAGGACCUGCGUUGGACAACAAUAAAGAAAAUGUCACCUGUCACGCACUGUACACAUUUCCUGUCCAUCAGUCCGGGGUUCCGCAUAACCUGGCGUCACCACGUUCCUUUGUAUACGAUGCAACAGCAUAAAUACAAGCUUUUAUAUCAUCAGUUCUGGUCUUUCCAGUCACAUCUGGAAAAUAAAGCGUAUUAUUUUCUUGGGAAAACAUACUUUUCAUAUCUCUUGCCCCAAAGAUUGGGCUGUAAGCCAUUUUCUAGCAAAUGUCUCUAUGAAGGUUUCUAAGCACCUGACUGGGGUUCAAUUCUGAAAUCUUUCUACCUGUUGCACCGCUAUUCAAAUAAAAAAAUGACAGACACAGAAAGGUUUGGUAACUUUGGGUUUUGUAAAAAUCAGAGAGAGUGUGUCAAAAAGUGCAAAAAAAAAAAAGAUUCUGUUAUAAAGUGAUUUUCUAAGUAUUUCCUAACUUUAUUUUUCAAAAUGAUGUUAUGAAAACCAAAUUUCAAGAUUUUUACAUGUCAGAGAGAAGAGAGUUAAAAUUUAAAAAUGCUUCUUGGGAGAGAAAUUUGUCUAUGUUUCUAGUGCCUUUCUUGUCUUGAUUGUAUGGUCUGUAGGCAAUCUUAAAUGUUUUUAUUUAAAACAAAAUACUCCAUGAAAAUAUAAAUGUAUGUAUACACUACUAAAUUUUGCAUUUAUAGCUAAAUUAAAUCCGAAGACUGCUUUAUGGUUUUUAAAUCGCUGUGGAUUAACGGAUGGGGGAGUUAAUUAGAAAAUCCGAGCCCUGUUCCCAUAUUGUGAACAGGCAGCAAUGACAUGUACCACUUAAAUUAUUUUAUCGUCUAUUUGGUAGUGCGAUUUUAACUAUACAAUGAAAACAGCCAUGAACACUUUGUUUUUAAAAAGAGAGUUUUGAAAACGAUCACUUAACUAAAACUUGAAAGCUAUAAAUUAGUUAUCCAUAUUCUCAUGACAAUUUUGUUGGUGAACAACAAAAACAGAGAUCUAUUUCUUUAAAAUAUAUUUGUGCAGAAACUGCAUGUAACUGUAAGUUUUACUCCUAACAGAAGUAUGUUUGGGGAAGUAUUCUAUUCCAUACUUGCCAAUGUGGAGAACAAAAUAGUUUUUUAAGAAUGAAGAAGUAUAUACACCAUUCUGUAUUUUACGUGCAGCAGAAUUAUCUUCCGUAGGGUUUUUUUUUUUUUUUUUGGUGUAUUCACAAGGUGAUAUUUGUAUUGUAAAACAAUAAUGGUGAAGGAAAUAAAAAGGCUUUUAAAAUUUUGUUUGUUUUAAAUAUUUGUAAAGUUGUUAUUAUUCCAGAGAGUAUACUGAUAUCUUAACAGCUUACCUAGACCAUAAAUUAAUCAAAAUGCACUUUUUAAUAAAACCUGAUACUUAAAAUAUAAA